This is a messenger RNA of Rosa rugosa (rugosa rose), 1579 nucleotides long. RefSeq lists its product as uncharacterized. The coding region runs from base 144 to 1268 and encodes 374 amino acids. The transcript has 2 exons. The record is from RefSeq and is a predicted model, not a curated record. NCBI's taxonomy places the organism in Eukaryota, Viridiplantae, Streptophyta, Magnoliopsida, Rosales, Rosaceae.
CUCUGUACAAUCCACACCACGCUUAUCCAGCUCUCUCCAAAUCCCCACUUCAAAAACACACACACUAUCUCCCUGUCUUCAAAUAAGAACCUGAAAAUACAAUCGACCUAUCUUCAAAUUAGAACCUCAAAAUACAAUCGAAAAUGGCGUGGUUGGUGUCGUUGAAGAUUCUGUUGAUUUCGAGCGGCGUUGUGGCUUUGGCUUUGGCCAUGCAGCUCUAUGUUCCGUUGGUGUUUGAGUUCGCCGUCUCAAACCUUCCUCUGAUCUGGAGCUCAUGCAAAUCCUUGCUCCGCCCGCCGUAUCUCUACGUCGUCAUCAACGCCAUCAUCAUCACCAUUGCCGCCUCCUCAAUGUUCCACCAUGACCGGCUUCAGGCAAAGCUUCCUUCCCCGGAGUCUGAAUCAACGCCACCGCCGGUUGUAUACAAGCACAGAGAAGAUGACCUGGCGCCACUGGUGGUGUACAAGCAUAUACAAGAGGAUGUGGCGCCACCAGUGGUGUACGAGCACACAGAAGAUGACGUGGCGCCACUGGUGGUGUACAAGCAUAUACAAGAGGAUGUGGCGCCACCAGUGUACGAGCACAGAAGAGAAGAGGAUGUGGCGGCGUCACCGGUUGUGUACGAUGACAGAGAGGAGGCCGUGAUUAAGGAGGUGACGUCUAUGGUACCAUUUAACAACCCUGAAGAGCCUGUGGCUGAGGUUGAUAAUGAUCGUGAGGAUGAGAUCGAGGUCUCGACAGCCACGUGGACGACGCCGGAGAAUGCUACGAAAUUCGAUGAUAUUGUUUUGCCGGUGGAGAAGCCUCUAGUCUCUUCGAGAUUCAGUCACCGGAAACCGGCUAGAUCCACCCCUGAAGGUGGGAGGCCGUUACGAGUGUCCAAGGUGCCAAAACGGCACGACACGUUGGAGAACACGUGGAAGAUGAUAACGGAGGGGCGUGCGAUGCCGCUGAGCCGGCACAUCAAGAAGAGCGACACGUGGGAUCAUCACGGUAGCGGAGGUGUCAACGUUAACGAUGAAGUGGACGAGGAGACGUCAGAAGCAGUGCAACAGUCAAAGACGUUUAAGGACAUGACCGUGAGGACCAUGGCAGCUGUGAGUUCCUCGCCGGGAGGGAUUAAGCUGAGGAAAGAGCCGUCGCCGAGUCAGGACGAUUUGAACCGCCGAGUCGAGGCGUUUAUACAGAAGAUCAACGAAGAAAUGAGGUUGCAGAGACAGGAGUCAUUGGAUCAGUACAUGGAGAUGAUCAACCGUGGAAGCCAUUAGUCCAGUUAUAUGCAUCGAAGUUGAUUUUCUAAUGUAGGCACAGGUAGUGAUUUUUGAUUGCAUUGAAUUUUAAAUUUCUCACUGAAAAAAAAAAUGAAAGAAAAAAAAAGUAAAGAUACAAAGUUACAGCUAGCUAGCUAGUUAGGAUUUUUGGAUUGGUUUUUGAGUCGAAGUUCCUUUCGGUUAUGGUUACAGAAAAGAAAAUACACGUCAGUCAGUAGUCUGUAUUGUACAGGAAGAAAUUUUAUUUGCUGCCUUGUAAAUUAAGAACAAAAAUUCUAAUGAUGUUUGUACAAGUUUUUUGUUGUAUA